CGAAGGAAGCGUUGGCACCAACUUCCCGAACGAGUUUCGCCCAAGAAACUCGCGAUUCUUUGACUCACCGCAUGUUCUCCUUCGAGUUCGUGGUCCUAUAAUGUCAAUCUUCUUUUCUCUUCCUUUUUGAUUCUUUUUAUUUUCACACAUAAUAUUCUGUUUUUCUAUCAAUUUAUUCAGCACUUACAAGGUUAAAAAUUAUGGCUGUUUCACUACUUCGACACCGAAAGGCUUCAGCUUCGGGAAUGUCUUCCAUACUUCGAGGUAAUGUGGAGUCCUUUAGCCAGAAUUCGGAAACAAAGUUUGGAGUUAAUGUUGGUGUUAUGAUAAAGAAGUACAGCAGCUGCAGCAGUACCACUAAGUUUGAUUUUACAGACCUGACUCGGCCUCAUACAUGGUACCCACGUGCUCGCAACAAGAUUCGUAAAGUUUUUCUACAUGUGGGACCUACAAACAGUGGUAAAACACACCGGGCUCUAAAGCGGCUUGAAUUGAGUUCUACUGGCAUUUAUUGUGGACCAUUGAGAUUGUUGGCAUGGGAGGUGGCAAAACGGUUGAACAGGGCAAAUGUUCCUUGUGAUCUGAUUACUGGACAGGAGAGAGAGGAAGUUGAUGGUGCAAAACACAAGGCUGUGACAGUUGAGAUGGCUGAUGUUACUACUGAUUAUGAUUGUGCUGUAAUUGACGAAAUUCAGAUGUUGGGGUGUAGGACCAGGGGUUUUUCCUUUACCCGUGCUCUAUUGGGGCUUUCUGCUGAUGAACUUCACCUUUGUGGGGAUGCAGCUGCUGUUCCUCUGAUCCAGGAAAUACUUAAAGUAGCUGGUGAUGAUGUGAAAGUUCAAUCCCAUGAAAGACUUUCACCACUAGUUCCAUUGAACGUUCCUCUUGGAACUUUUUCUAACGUACGAACAGGUGACUGCAUUGUAACUUUUUCACGUCGUGAUAUAUACAGAUUAAAGAAAAAGAUUGAAAGUUCGGGAAAGCAUCUUUGUUCUGUUGUUUAUGGUUCACUGCCACCAGAGACUCGAUCAAGACAGGCAACCAUGUUUAAUGAUGCAAGCAGUGAACUUGAUGUUCUUGUGGCAAGUGAUGCUAUUGGAAUGGGUCUUAAUCUGAACAUUUCUAGGAUUAUAUUUUCAACAAUGGAAAAAUUUGAUGGUGUGGAGAUGCGAGAGCUCACUGUUCCUGAGGUCAAACAAAUCGCAGGGAGAGCUGGCAGGUAUGGGUCAAAGUUUCCAGUUGGUGAAGUGACCUGUUUAGAUUCAGAGGAUCUACCUUUGCUUCAUUCAUCUCUGGAUUCUGCAUCACCAACACUAGAGUGUGCUGGACUAUUUCCAACAUUUGAUCUCAUUUACAUGUAUUCGCGUUUACAUCCAAAAAGUGGCCUUCAUGAAAUAUUGGAGCAUUUCCUUGAGAAUGCAAAAUUAUCUGAAAACUAUUUUAUUGCCAAUUUUGAAGAAGUUUUGAAAGUUGCUGCAGUUAUUGAUGAAUUGCCCCUUGGUUUGCAUGAUAAAUACCUGUUUUGUAUCAGUCCAGUUGACAUGAAUGAUGACAUUUCAUCUCAGGGUCUCACACAGUUUGCGACGACCUAUGCAAAGAAAGGCAUUGUCCGACUUCGAGAAAUAUUUACACCUGGUACGCUUACAGUGCCAAAAACAGAAACUGCACUCAAGGAACUUGAAUCCAUUUACAAGGUCUUGGAUCUCUAUGUGUGGUUAAGUUUCCGAUUGGAGGACUCAUUUCCAGACCGCGAACUUGCGUCUUCACAGAAGGCUAUCUGCAGCCAGUUAAUUGAGGAGUUCCUCGAAAGACUAGGGUGGCAGAAGCCAAAGGCAAAACGAGUGAUGCCACGCCUUGGGACUGCUUCAAGUUCUCUAUUCUCUCGAAACAAACAGUAUCUGUGAGAUCUCCCUCACUAUUUGAUUGUUUUGUUCUUUAUUUUUCUCCAUUUCUGCUGCAAGUGUUUGCAGAGCUUGUAGAAUAACACCAUAGGAGAUUUAGAAUAACCAGUCUAUUGUUAAAGGCAGUGCAAGUUUCAGGUUUUCGCCAUUUGAUUUUCUGUUUCAGCAAUUUUCACAGAGCAUGAAGCUCAUUUCUAAUGUAAUUUUGUAACAUUAUUACACUUUACAGACCUGGAUUAGACAUUGCCCUGGUGAUUGGUUGGAUCAAGGUCAAUUAAUAGUUGGACCAGUGUACUAUAAAAAUGUAUAUUAAAAAUAUAAUUUUAAAAUAUUUUUAUUUAUUUAA
This is a messenger RNA of Mangifera indica (mango), 2247 nucleotides long. Its product is annotated as DExH-box ATP-dependent RNA helicase DExH16, mitochondrial. Gene Ontology annotation, biological process: mitochondrial RNA 3'-end processing; RNA catabolic process. The record is from RefSeq and is a predicted model, not a curated record. The transcript has 16 exons. Gene Ontology annotation, cellular component: mitochondrial degradosome. NCBI's taxonomy places the organism in Eukaryota, Viridiplantae, Streptophyta, Magnoliopsida, Sapindales, Anacardiaceae. The coding region runs from base 201 to 1904 and encodes 567 amino acids. Gene Ontology annotation, molecular function: RNA helicase activity; ATP binding; hydrolase activity, acting on acid anhydrides.